Messenger RNA from Ylistrum balloti, 1867 nucleotides. Its product is annotated as post-GPI attachment to proteins factor 4-like. The record is from RefSeq and is a predicted model, not a curated record. Gene Ontology annotation, cellular component: Golgi membrane. The transcript is spliced from 2 exons. Gene Ontology annotation, molecular function: glycosyltransferase activity. Bases 36 to 1283 code for a protein of 415 amino acids. Gene Ontology annotation, biological process: GPI anchor biosynthetic process. Lineage: Eukaryota; Metazoa; Mollusca; Bivalvia; Pectinida; Pectinidae.
UCCGGGUUGCAGAGCCUGUUUUUCGGACAUCAACAAUGUGCAGACAAUUUAAAUGUUUGAAGGCAGUGGACAGAGUGUUUGUUAGCCAAUUUACAUGCCUGUGUGUGGUGACUUUCUGUGUUAUCCUUCCAAUCAUCUGUCUCCACCUACGACACUCAUUGUACUACCUGUUAUGGGAAAAGAAUGUUGCUAAAGGUCGUGAUAGAAUGAGGGCAGAUAACAAUAAAAGAAUAGAAGAAGCAAAUGAAUAUCUUAAAAAAGUCAGUGAUGCAAGAACUCUUCAUGAACCUAAUGUGGGCCAUGAAACUAUGAACCACAUUGAUGUUGGUAUAACUAUAAUAACUGUUUCCAGAAAUCGACACCGUCUUGAUAAUUACGAGCCAAAAUAUUUGACACAAGUUGUUGCCAAAUUUAUGAAAGCCAUAGAGGAAACAUCCAACUUAAAACACACAUAUCAGCUAUUUUUGUGUGAUGUUGAUCCCAAUUCCUCCUCGUAUGCUGAAAUCAAGCCUUUAUCCAAAUUAGUGCCAAUUUUCCAAAGAUUUAGAAGUGAUUUAAAUGUUACUGUGGUAUGGUCAACUAUGAGCAUCAGUGAGCGUUUGGAGAAAGAGAAAAGAGAUUAUGUAUUUUGUGGCCGUAAGACGUUGAAUGCAAAUGUAUCAAACAUCUUUCUCGUAGAAGAUGAUGCUCUUCCACAUGAAGAUCUACUUCCAGUGUUGGAUAGAGUAAUUUCCAAUGUAUUUGACAAGACAAAAUCAGAUCAUAUACAUCACCAAAAGAAUGUUACUUAUAUCAAAUUUUAUCAUCCAGAGCGUCUGCUCGGGUAUAUCAGCCUCGAACCAGAGAGAAUUCCGGAACUUUUUUGUUUGAGUUUUCUUAUGAGCACAGUAAUGAUGUUUUGUUAUCGGAAAUAUCGUCCAAUUACUUCGUCCUAUACCCGCAUUUUAUGGUUUUGUUUUUUUGUUUACUCUUGUUCACUGUUAUUACUAAUUGGUCGUCAGAACUUAUUAGAACUACGCCGAAUGUCAAGUCAACUGUACCAGGUAACACGUGCCCCAGCAUGCUGUACCCCCGCCAUUUUGUACCCAAGUAAAGGCAUGGAGGAAGUUUUAAGUUACUUAUCAUCAGUUCGUUGUAAAGAGACAUUUGGAAAAGAUUAUGCACUUGAAAAAUUUAGAACAACUUUUAAGAAAACUGGUCUUAUGGUGCAACCUAAUCUUUUUACUCACAUUGGAAUGUACUCAUCUUUACGCAAUGAAGUAUUAGAUCCAUUUAUUGUGUGAUUGGUGCAACACGAGACGUCAUUGUCUCAUGAAUCAGGGAACCAACUUUCAUGACCAGUUCUGCAAUAUAUUUCUAUAUGCCAAUGUAUUACAAGACCCACCACACAGUUGAAAAUUUUGACAUGUAUAGAAUUAGCCUUUAAAAGAUAUGAAUCACAACGCUGUUGCAUGUCUGUAAUGCUUAGUUUUAAUAUUCACAAUGAUCAGAAUAUCUGAGUAGAUAGGAAAUGACUGUAAUCUGAUACUUGUAUACAUUAAAUAUUCCCUGGCAAAUAUAUCUUUGAAAAAAUAUGUAUUUAAAUUGCCAUAUACAGUUCAUUUUUGAAAGUAUGAGAUUAUGGCGUUAUGAUCAAAACAACAAUCUUCAGCCAAUCACAGCUCAGUAAGGUGGUUUUGUAUCUAUGGUCAUAACAAUCUAGAUAAUGGGUGUAACAGAACCUAUCUUAAUUAUGUGAUUAAUAUAGGUUUAAACAUUUUUUUUCUUACAAAUUUUGUCUUUAAGUUCAAAUUUAUACAUAAAGUAGAAAUAGAUUAUUUAUAACAUUUUUGGGGUUUAAAUAUUGUACUUGUGCCAUUUUUGAUGU